UCGCAAUAAAGUAAGGUCACUUCUUCCAGCGAGUCAUUGCAUUCGUGCCGCUCUCGAACAUUCGGGCUUAUCUUGGUAAUUAAUAUUACCAGGUUUACCUCUCUUCUAUUUUUUUUCUUCUUCCUUACUUGGCUUAGUUUGGCCUUUGCCUCUUUCUUUUCCAUCUCAACAUCAGGCCCAAAAAGAGGAACCCUUUAAUUAGACGGUUUCUGUCCUGCCCAGACUGUCUUGGUACUGUACAGCAGCUCACCAUCUCUGUCCUUUCCGCAACCAACAAAACAGGUAGAUACAAUGUUCGGCUUCGGCAGUAAACGCAAGACAGAGGAGGACUCAUCUCCAGCCAAUGUGGAAGAUCAACUAGUCAGCCAGGUCGACGAUGCCGAUCUUGACAUUACACAAAGCCAGCCAUUUUGGACUGCCAUCUUGCCCGUGAUUGCGUGCGGCGCUGGACUUUUCUCAGACGGAUACAUCAAUAACGUUAUCGGAAGCGUAUCUACCGUCCUCGGAAGAGAGUAUGGUUCUGUGUACAACGACUCACAGGCCAAAAAAGUCGUCAGCGCCAUUGCAUUUGCAGGAACCGUUGUUGGACAACUCGCCUUUGGCUUUUUGUCUGAUCGCUGGUCAAGAACAAACUCACUUCUUAUCUCCACCAUCAUCUUGAUCGUCUUUACGGCGCUAGCUGCGGGAUCCUACUGGCAUGGAGAGGCCACGGGAAUGUUCACCAUGCUGGCUGUUUGGCGCUUCUUUGUCGGCAUUGGCAUUGGCGGAGAGUAUCCUGCGGGGUCUGUAGGCUGCGCAGAGUCUACGGGUGAGCUCAAAGCCGGCACGCGCAACAUGUUCUUUAUCCUCUUCACCAACAGCAUGAUAGACUGGGGUUUCGUAUUCGGCGCCUUUGUACCAUUCGUCGUUGCUGCUGCUGCCCAGAACCAGUACAUGAGCACCAUCUGGCGCACUAGCUUGGGCAUUGGUGUCGUAUUUCCUCUGGUCCUUCUGGUCAUGCGUUUCCGCUUGAAAGAGCCGGUUGAAUUCAGCAAGAACUCGUUCAGGCACGCCAAGACGCCGUAUAGACUGGUGCUCAGGUUCUAUGGGUGGAGGCUCUUGAUUGUGAGCUUGAUAUGGUUCAUAUAUGAUUUCCUUACCUACGCUUUUGGUAUCUAUUCUUCUACUAUUCUGGCAAAUAUCUUCCCAGAGGGACAGGCUUUAACCAUCGUGUUUGGUUGGAACACUGUCAUAAACCUGUUCUACAUCCCGGGAACAAUGCUUGGAGCACCUCUUAGUGACAAGAUUGGACCUCGAUAUGCUCUUGCCGCUGGCGUGAGUGCCCAGGCAGUCAUAGGCUUCAUAAUGGCAGCUCUGUACCCUCACUUGGCCCAGGCCUCCAACGUCGCCGCAUUUGCCGUAGUCUACGGCAUCUUCCUGUCCAUGGGCGAGCUGGGACCCGGAAACAAUAUUGGUCUCCUCGCCGCCAAGACCUGCGCGACCGGUGUUCGUGGACAGUACUACGGCAUCGCGGCAGCCAUCGGCAAGAUCGGCGCCUUCGUCGGCACCUACGUCUAUCCCUACAUCGAGGCGGCGGGCGGAGAAAACGCCGUUGCCUCUGCCCAGUACCCCUUUUACGUCUCGUCAUCGUUGUGCGUCGUCUCGGCCGCCUUGGCCAUCUUUUGCCUGCCCCACAUCGGCCAGGACACCAUCACGCUUGAGGACAAGCGAUUCAGGGAGUUCCUCGAGGCCAACGGCUACGACACGCGCCAGAUGGGGCUCAACAAGGGCGAGAGCCUCGAGGACUCCGAGGCCGGCGCUGCCGAGAAGGGUGGCGCUGCUGCGGCUGCUGCGGAGGCGUGAUUGGAAUUUAAAGAAGUCUUUGAGGGUUAAUCGGAAGGGAAGCGCCACAGGAGCAAGACGCACUCUUUCGCCACAAGCCAGCCCUGAACGCACACGGACAAGGGCCUGAAUCUGACGUGUUGACGAGUUUGGAGACUUAUAAAUUUAUACCAUUCAAAUAAUUGAGACACACAAAUGGCCGUGAUAAACCAAAUCCA
Pyricularia oryzae 70-15 is the source of this 2039-nucleotide messenger RNA. Its product is annotated as MFS phospholipid transporter Git1. Gene Ontology annotation, cellular component: plasma membrane. The record is from RefSeq and is a predicted model, not a curated record. The transcript is spliced from 12 exons. Bases 292 to 1842 code for a protein of 516 amino acids. Gene Ontology annotation, molecular function: carboxylic acid transmembrane transporter activity. Gene Ontology annotation, biological process: carboxylic acid transport; transmembrane transport. Lineage: Eukaryota; Fungi; Ascomycota; Sordariomycetes; Magnaporthales; Pyriculariaceae.